AUGCUGUUCGCUCCCGGCGGACCUCAAAGCCCGCGUCGCCGUAAUCGAAUCAAAGCCAUUCUCAUUACUAUCGCCAUCGUUCUCACACUCUACCUGCUCUUCUUCGCGGGUCCCGACUCGUCCGCCGAACCAGCAAGCAAUGAUCGCCCCAGCUAUGCGCAACGCCCGAAUCCUAAAUUGAAGAAUACAGACGAGCAGGCUCGUCCCGCGAUUAGGAAAAGGAAGGAUAUGAUUGUGGCUAGCAUGAAGAAUGAUGAUACUUCAUGGUUGGCCGAAUAUUUCCCGGACUGGUCGCGCAGUGUCUAUGUAGUAGACAAUAAAAAAGCACCCUUGACUGUUGUGAAGAACAAGGGCCGCGAGUCAAUGGUUUAUUUGACAUACAUCAUCGACAACUAUGAAAAUCUCCCUGAUAUAAUGCUGUUUAUUCACUCCCUACGCUACCAAUGGCAUAACGACGAUCCAUACUACGACGGGGUCCCCAUGCUUCGCAACUUUCAGGUUCCAUAUCUCCAGAAGAUGGGAUAUGUCAACCUUCGCUGCGUGUGGACACUAGGUUGUCCGGAGGAAAUACACCCGAUGACAGACACGCACCGCGAUGAUGUCCAUGCGGGUGAAUACUUCAUGAAAGGUUUCGCAGAGUUAUUUCCAGAUACACCGAUUCCUGAUGAAGUGGGUGUGUCAUGUUGCGCGCAAUUCGGCGUGACGCGUAAUAAAGUGCUCGAGAGACCAAAGAGCGACUAUGAGCGUUUCCGAAAAUGGCUUGCGGAAACGAGCCUGGGGGAUGACUUGAGCGGGAGGAUAAUGGAGUAUUCUUGGCAUAGUAAGUCCUUUCUCUCUUUCUUGGUGGAUCCUUUUCCCUUGGUGGAUCCUUUUCCCUUGGUGGCCUGUGAGCUUACAAUCUCUCUUUACGUAGUGAUAUUCGGACAACCGCCGAUUCAUUGCCCAAAGGCGGAAGACUGCUACUGUAAUGUUUUUGGACUGUGCAAUCUCAGCUGUCCGAAUGAUGCAUUUUGUGACAACCGCUACGUUCUACCACCCUUUUCAUCAUUACCGAAAGGGUGGCCAUAUCUUGGAUGGAAGGGCCAGGAGCAGGACCCGACCUAUGGAAUUCCUGAAUCAUGA
This is a messenger RNA of Penicillium angulare, 1122 nucleotides long. Its product is annotated as DUF3431 domain-containing protein. The coding region runs from base 1 to 1122 and encodes 373 amino acids. Lineage: Eukaryota; Fungi; Ascomycota; Eurotiomycetes; Eurotiales; Aspergillaceae. The record is from RefSeq and is a predicted model, not a curated record. The transcript is spliced from 2 exons.